Vicia villosa (hairy vetch) is the source of this 717-nucleotide messenger RNA. RefSeq lists its product as uncharacterized. The transcript has 2 exons. The coding region runs from base 1 to 717 and encodes 238 amino acids. NCBI's taxonomy places the organism in Eukaryota, Viridiplantae, Streptophyta, Magnoliopsida, Fabales, Fabaceae. The record is from RefSeq and is a predicted model, not a curated record.
AUGAUUAUUUACUCUCUUAAUAUUAGAGGAGGCGGCAAAUUAGUGAAGAGGAAGAGAGUAGGCUUCAAUAUUCAAAGAGAGAAAGUGGACAUAACGUUCAUUCAGGAAACAAAACUUAGGGGAGUGCAGUAUCAAACUGUUAAAGAGUUAUGGGGCGAUGCUUUGGUUGAAUGGUCUCAUGUGGACGCCGAAGGUGCUUCGGGAGGAAUAUGUGUGGAAAAGGAUAAUAGAAGGAUCUAUUUUGUCAACAUAUAUGCUGCUUGUGACCAUAAAAUUAGAUUGAGAUCAUUGAGGUGUCUAUUGGAUUUAAAAAGGAGGAGUAAUGCCGGUUCUUGGUGUAUAGAAGGAGACUUUAAUUUGAUAACUUCUUUGGAGGAGAGAGUUGGUAUUUCAAAGAAGAAUUAUAGAAAGGAGAUAGAAGAUUUCAAAGAGUUUAUGAAGGAGAUGGAGUUGGUGGAUCCUCCCACAAUAGGAGGAAAGUUCACUUGGAGCAAUAGAUGUGGUAGUGCUAUGAGUAGAUUGGAUAGAUUUAUUCUUUUGGAUAAGUUCAUUGAUGAUUGGAAGGUAGAAGGCCAAACAAUAGGUGAAAGGGAUGUUUCGGAUCAUGCUCCAAUAUGGAUAAAAAUUAAUAAAAGAAAUUGGGGGCCUAAGCCUUUUAGGUUCAACAAUCUCUGGUUUAAUCAUGAUAAUUUCAUUCAUUUUGUAGAGGUGGAAUAG